GCGAAUCGGACACUCACGGAGACGGCUCGGGGACUUCUCAUUGAAGCCGGUCUUCCCAAUUAUUUUUGGCCGGAUGCGGUGCGGCAUGCUUGUGUGGCCAAGAACAGAGCCUUGACUCAUGUGGGAGAAGACAAAUGGGUGCCCUAUGUGGAGUGGAUUGGAAGGAAGCCGAAGGUGGAUAUGCUUCGGAUGUUCGGGGUGGCUUCUUUGGGACCCAUUUACCAGGAAGUUCUUGGUGAGCAGAGAUUGCAAGUUCAUGGAGAACUUGGCGUACAAGGAGUGGAAGGCGGAGAAUCAAGCGAAGAUUGGUGUGCGGCUUGGAGAGGCGAUCUCUUCGAAGUGGCUCUUCAAGCGCAAGACCGACGCCGACGGCAACAUCGAGCGCUACAAGAGCAGACUUGUAGCCAAGUGGUAUCAGCAGCAAGAGAAGAAGGAGUACAAUGAAGUGUAUGCCCCUGUGGUGAAGGUGGAGUUGCACUACGUGAAGACGACGGCGCAGCCUGCUGAUAUGAUGACUAAGUGGCUGGUUGAGCAGCAGCAUUGGAAGUGUUGCAAGCUUGCUGGGAUGGCUCUGAACUAAGAGGAGCAGAUUCUAAGGCCAACAAUCCGAGGGGGAGUUUGUUGGUGCAACCCUAUGGCUUGCACUCGGCUUGUCGUCCUUGUUUGUGUGUGUGCAUGCAUGGAAUGAAUUGUGAGUCUAUGU
Molecule: messenger RNA, 703 nt
Organism: Closterium sp. NIES-67
Lineage: Eukaryota; Viridiplantae; Streptophyta; Zygnematophyceae; Desmidiales; Closteriaceae
Source: the annotation of a GenBank genome assembly